Molecule: messenger RNA, 632 nt
Organism: Blepharisma stoltei
Lineage: Eukaryota; Ciliophora; Heterotrichea; Heterotrichida; Blepharismidae
Source: the annotation of a GenBank genome assembly
AUGGGUCGAGUAAGAACAAAAACUGUGAAAAAGGCAGCCAGAGCUAUAGUCGAAAAAUUCUACGCAAGAAUGACUGCAGAUUUUCACAUUAACAAGAGAAUUUGUGAUGAAGUCGCAGUUAUUCAAACCAAGCGUUUGAGAAACAAAAUUGCAGGCUACGCCACACAUCUCAUGAAAAGAAUCCAAAAAGGCCCAGUUAGAGGAAUCUCGUUAAAGAUACAAGAAGAAGAAAGAGAAAAGAAACUUGAUUAUGCUUUUUUAAGAUGAAGUUUAGAAAUAAAUUAUAUACAAAUGUAAAUGCAGAAAUUAAGGAGGGAAAGGAUAUAUUCCAGGCUCCAUGUCAUUUGAUGGGAAUUUUUUGUUGGUGAGGCAUUUCCUCAGGAAUUUUGGUUGAGAUUUUUAUCUUGUAAGACAAUUUCUUGAAAAAACAGUUAAAAUUUUGAUUUAAUAAUAGAAAAAAUAGACAAAAUAUCGUCGCAAAAAGCCCAAAUUAAAAAGUAUACACCCAUAUUCCAGAGCGCUCUAUUGUUAGCACCAGAGAAAUCAGGGUUGAUGCUGCUACUCUUGAACUCCUCAAAGCCCUUGAUCUUGCAGAGCUCCCUAAUAUCAAAGUAGAAGAGCCAAAACAAUAA